This is a messenger RNA of Parasteatoda tepidariorum (common house spider), 4188 nucleotides long. RefSeq lists its product as uncharacterized. Gene Ontology annotation, molecular function: protein binding. Lineage: Eukaryota; Metazoa; Arthropoda; Arachnida; Araneae; Theridiidae. The record is from RefSeq and is a predicted model, not a curated record.
CAUCAUUCAUGGGUGUAGGGAGAUGGGUGGACGCGCAACCCUCUCCUUCGAAGUUCUACCGAAAAGUUUGUAGCGUCCUAACCACAUUUGUUUACGGCGCUGAUCGCGUUUUUCUGAUUCCUACUAAAAAACAGAGCUGAAACAUAGAAACGCCCAUUGAGAGGAAUUCCAAUAUAUUGUACUUGUUUCCCGCCCUCUUUGUAUUCCAUAUGUCGAAUUAUUGUGAAAAGGGACAAAUAGUCGUCUGCGAAAAAUCCACCUGUUGGAGUUGAUUACAGGUGCAUCGAACUCGCCAUGACGAGGCGGCCAGACCUCGGACUAAAAAAGUUGGAUUUUGUUUAUGUCAAAAAGAAAAUUUAAAACAUCAAGAUCUUCGUCCUUUUGCAAAAUGUGUAACUAUUGGAUUAUUCUUUGGACGAUAGUAAUAUCGUCUGCUUCUGUACCUGUGUGUUCUGCUCAAGAGACAUGUUAUCCACCUGGAGGGGUUGCCGGCAUCGUUGUGGCCACGAUAAUCGUCACGUUUGUUGUUGGGGGCCUAGGGGUUGCCCUGGCUUGGCGGCGUUGGACUCGUAAGACAGGAAUUCAAAACGUAAGUCACACUCAACAUCAGAAGCAGGCUCAAAAAUCGCAGGGUGAUUUUGCCUUUGAUAAUCCUUAUUUUCAAAAUCAAGACUGUAAUGGUGGAGAUGAGACUGACAAAAAUAAAACUAGAUCGUCUCUGAACAAGAACUCUAUUCGCUCGUCUAAGAUAUCUGAAUACUCCGUGAAAGCUAAAAAACCUCGAAAUGGUAAAGGUCACUUUAUGUUUGGGGGAGGUAAAAAGCACCGAGCAUACGAUGAUUCAUGUCUUGCUGUGGAACCAGAGAGAACUGUUGUGUCAUUGCGUGGGCAUGAUUUUACCGGUUUAGGAUUCAACAUAUGUGGAAAUAUGAGAGAUGGUAUUAUGGUAAAGGAUGUUCUCCAUCGUGGACCUGCUAGUGAAUCUGGACUCAUCAAAGCUGGGGAUAAAAUAUUGAAUGUGACAGUUUCUUUUUCAAACAUUGUGUAUGAAGAUGCUUUAACUAUACUCAGCUAUGCAUCACCUUAUGACGUUCAAUUAGAGAUUGAAAGAAUCCCAGACAAAUCCAGAAACACGCCUACUACUUCGAAAAGGCUUGGUUCGUGCAGCUUCAACAACAGUGGUCAAAAGCUGUUCCAUCCCCUCUAUCGCAGUCAGAGCAUAGACGAUCUCACACAGAUCGACAGAGACACAUUCCCAUCCCAUGGCAUUGGUCCGAGACGCUCUCAGAGCAUCGGUGUUGCUGCCCAUAAGCUCGCUGCCCACUUCAAGAACUCAGAUUCAAAACUUGAAGACAAAGAUCGGAAUCCAAUGUCACUUGUCCUCUCUACCACCGGCUCGUUGAAUGAGAAAAUGCUUGCAAACGUCAUGUCGGAUGGCAGUCACCAUAAGAAUGGAUUGCAGUGGGAGAAACGGUUCGAAGACACUCUGGAGAGCGAAGACUCCAGCGUCUUGAGUGACAAUAAACGUGAUGCAAAAUCAAUGACUUCCACUUCAACUAGCAAUGAGAAGACGGUCAUAUCUACUAAAGAAAGUGCAGUUAGAAAGUCAAACGAGAAUUUGGUGGCAUCAAAGAAUUACAAACAAAAGAAUUCUAAGUACCUAGAUUCGCCUUACAAUAAUGAAAAACUUGAGAUUCAUAAAUCACCUAUAGAUAAAAAUGAAAUAGAUGGAAGUGUGACAGUGCAAGUUCACCAACCAGAACGCAUGAGUGGGAGAAGAGCCAAAACCAUGGCUCAGGCUACAGGGGCUCUCUGGCAAUUGGAUCAGAGUAUCAGAGACGAUGAUAGCUCAUUGUCCAAUUUAGAUUCCCCUCGUUAUUCUCAAAGAAAUACGUCAAAAGUAGACAAUUUACCACACUCGCCUGUUGAUAGAUUCUCUCAACGGGAGGAAGGCGAUGAAUCUGAUGUGUCAAGGGACUCGCUAGAGACGUCAAGUGAUAAAAUUGGAAGGCAAAGAUUAAGUGAGCUAAAACAGACUACUGAGAUUCGUAAUAACGGAUUGCCAUCCAGUGCCAUUAAUAAACAAUAUCAAAAUGAUAAAAAAUCUGGCAUAAACAUGAAAAAUAAUUCUGGUAAGGUGCCUGACAAUGUACCGAGGAUUCAGUCAGAACGUGUGUAUGCUAAUAAUGUGAUUAAUAAUUCGAUGGUAGCUGUAGCUGGCAAUACAGAGCAAAGACUACAGAGAGAUAAAGCUAGUCACUCAGAAAUAAAACCAGAAAAUAGUCGCCAUGAUGGUGACAAUUCUUAUUCUAACCACCGAGAGGCUAUGCCGAAGGAGUUACCACACCGGGUUGUUCCAAAUUCCGCCAACGAUACACAUCAGUCUGUUAAUUCUGAACAUUUCACCCAGAACUACGCCAAGGCAACUCGAAUUACUGUCAAUGGUGAGGCGAGUGAACCCAAAAAUAAAUUUGUAGUAAACUCAGUCGCUCAGAGUAAUUCACCAGUUGAUUACAAACAGUACCAACGAAAUGACUUGGAAGUUAGAUCAAAUUCAAAUGAAAAUAAAAGCAAGCCAAGUCCUUUGCAGCAGCAAGUUUUCAAUAAAAAGACUGCGAAUCCCGCUGGUAUGUUUACGCAAAUAAAUCCAUUCCAAAUGCCUUCAAAGCAAAAGAAUUUGAACUUAAAAAGUUGGGUCGGUCGAGAAGAUUCAAAUCGUGAUAGUCCCAUACAUACCAACGAACUUCAACAGUCGCAUGGGAACUAUAUCACUAUCAGUGACACAGCUUCACAACAAAACAGGCGAAGCAAUGCCUUGCCCGAACCUCAUUCUUAUAAUCAGAGAAUGGGUGAUCGAACUAGGACAGUGAUAAUGUCCUCUUAUGAAAACAGCCCGUAUGGCAGUAUACAUAGUUCACAGAAUUCUAACUUCAAGCACCACUGAUUAGAAAUUAGAUCGCAACUUUAUGUAGAGUUCUUGAUAUAUUGUUUAAAUGAGAAAAGCAAAUUUAUUUGAAGAAAAAAAUGUACUUUUUAAAUGUUUUGCACCACUUAUUCCCUGGUUCUAAAUUGAUUUUGAAAAACGGGUAUUUCGAUCAAAGUUGCCAUAUUUUUUUGUCAUGUACUAGAAAGGUUCGCUCAGUAACCUCUAUGAUUGCUACGCUUUUGUCAUUGUUUUUCCUUAAAAAAACACAUUUCACAUUCUUCAUAAAAACAAGUAAAAGUUAAAAAGUAUAUAUUUUUUACAAUUUUGUAUGGGAAAAAUAAAUAAGAAAUAAUUUUAAUCAUGAACGAGGCAUAUUAAUAUUAGUACAACUUAAAUAGGAAAUGAUUUUUACUUUCUCGAAUUUAAUUUUUUUUUUAUACAAAUGAAAUUUAUCUCUGACAACAUGUCCUCUCUCUCUGUAUUUUAUUUAUAUAUUUAUUUUUUUUUACUUUUGACUCCACAAGACUAUAACGCAAGCAUAUAAAAUUAAAAUUUCGAAAUUUAAAUUCUUAGCUGUCAUUUUUUAUGUUUCCUGAUUUGGAGUCCAUGUAGUGGUAGCGAAAUAACUAUCAAAUUUGUACAAUUGUAAGCAGGAAUUAUUUUGACUUUACAAACACUUAAUAUUUUAAGGAAUAUUGCAAAACCUUUUAUAUAUUUAUUUAAGUUAUUUACAUGUAGUGGUUAUCAAAAUUAUUAUGUUCAACUUUGUUAAGCCAAGAUGAAAAUAUACAUUUUCUUACCACUUUAGAUUUAAAAAGAAUAUUUUCUGAUAAAAUCGCGAAUUCGGCAUCUGUGUCAAUAAACCUACAACACUGGAAGGUGGGUCAUUAUUUAAAGCAAAGACUGUUUCAAACAAAUAAUAAUUUCUAGGGAAAAAAUUGGUGUUAAAUUUACUAAUGAAAAAGACCUCUUCAGUUCUUUUUCUGAGCUUACGUGGUAAGUUAACGUGGUUAUAAACAGCUAUUUAUUCUCAAACUAAUGUAUAUAAUGUUAAUUUUUUUCCAAUUCAUCGUAAUUUCUGUAUUUUAAGUUUCUUAGUGUUAUAAUUUUCUGCUCAAUAAAACAAAAUGUAACAUAUUGUUGAACAUCCAAACCAUCCGCAUUGGUUUCGCUUUCGAUUUUUUUAACAGAGAGCUAUAAUUGAUGACUAUGAAGAAAUUUUAACUAUUUCCUAUUCAAUAUCAGAAAGAUAUUGCGAAUAA